Molecule: messenger RNA, 915 nt
Organism: Zea mays
Lineage: Eukaryota; Viridiplantae; Streptophyta; Magnoliopsida; Poales; Poaceae
Product: globulin 3
Exons: 1
Coding region: 108-728 (206 amino acids)
Source: RefSeq, marked provisional
AAAACCCCCUCGUCGAUCACCACCAAAGAACACAGUAACUAGCAGCUAGCACAUCAAACAAGUGGCGACAGACAAAGAUUUGUGAGGGUGAUCCGCGCUGAGAAGAGAUGGCUAAGAUCGCCGCGGCGGCGGCGGCGGCGCUGUGCUUCGCGGCCCUGGUGGCCGUGGCCGUCUGCCAAGGCGAGGUCGAGCGGCAGAGGCUCAGGGACCUGCAGUGCUGGCAGGAGGUCCAGGAGAGCCCGCUCGACGCGUGCCGCCAGGUCCUCGACCGGCAGCUAACCGGCGGCGGCGGCGGCGGCGGCGUUGGCCCGUUCCGGUGGGGCACCGGGCUCCGGAUGCGGUGCUGCCAGCAGCUCCAGGACGUGAGCCGCGAGUGCCGCUGCGCCGCCAUCCGGAGCAUGGUCAGGGGCUACGAGGAGGCCAUGCCGCCGCUGGAGAAAGGCUGGUGGCCAUGGGGGCGGCAGCAGCAGCCGCCGCCGCAGGGAGGAGGAGGAGGACAGGGGGGCUACUACUACCCCUGCAGCCGGCCAGGAGAGGGAUACGGCUACGGUCAGGGUGGCCAGCGGCAGAUGUAUCCACCGUGUCGUCCCGGCACCACCGGCGGCGGGCCAAGGAUCGGCCGCGUGAGGCUUACGAAGGCCCGGGAGUACGCCGCGGGGUUGCCGAUGAUGUGCCGGCUGUCGGAGCCCCAGGAGUGCAGCAUCUUCUCCGGCGGCGACCAGUACUAGCUACCAUGGUUAAAGCGAGUCGGCGCGAGGUGCAAGACGCAGCAUGUGUACUGUGCGCGUGCAAAUCCAGAAUGACGUAGCUCUGACGUGGGCUCGCAAUAUUGUCGCGUGUUCGUUACAAUAAUGAUAAUAACUAUGAGGAAUAAAUAUGGGAAUGUUGCCAGAUAGUACUGGCGCCGGUUCUUCA